AAAGGCAGUAGUUACAACUGUUCUGUGCGCGUUCGAGAUGGAUUCUGUGUUUUUAUUUAUGUAUUUAUGUAUUUAUUUAUUUUUUCAUCUGCCGUUCAGGCUUCAGUACUAAUAUACACGGUCUGAGUAAAACGUUUUGUUUUUGUCUAAAAUGUACCCGUCUGUGGUGCAUGGAAACGUGGUACAAGAAAUCAAAAAUGGAAUUACUAUUGGGAACACGAACCACUAAGAAUUGCAUUUUCUUCUGAAAAGGAGCCAUUACUUAAUCUUUGCUUGCAUUAAUUUCCAAAUCUACUGUAAACCCGCCACUGCUCACUACUGACCUCACUAACAUGGCGGCGUCUCGACGCUGCUUGAUGCGUACGCAAGGUGAAAGGUGAGAGGUUAAUGCCUUGUUUUCUGGCGGCGGGAGAUCUUAAUGCGUUUGCUGGACGACUGACAGAAGAGAAACAUCUAAAUAUAGAAGCGACUAGUGGAUGCCUGGUGGUCCUGUUCAAAAAUUAUAAAGUGUUUGGCCAUGUUCUCCGACCUCACAGCCCAGAAGAGGGCAACGUUGUUGGCCCCCCCUGCCCUCGAGGGCCCGGUCUUUGACAGAGUGUACCCCUCCUCCUACACCAACUGCUCGGAGCGCUUCAAACUCGGGGAGCGGAGUUUCAGCCGCCAGUACGCUCACAUCUACGCCACCCGGCUUCUUCAAAUGAGACCCAUCCUGACCAAGAGGGCUCAGCAGUUGUGGGGAGCUGACAUACAGGUAAAGAAACUCUGCGAGAUCCAGAUGGGUGAGCAUUGUUGCAUUGUGGGAACCAUUUUCAAGAACAUGGCACUCCAGCCAUCUAUUCUUCGUGAGAUCAGCGAGGAGCACAACCUCCUACCUCAGCCGCCACGCGCAAAAUACAUCACCCAAUCGGAUGAGCUGAUCCUGGAGGACGAGUUACAGAGGAUCAAACUGGAGGGUGCCAUUAAAGUGCAGAACUUCGUCACAGGAAGUGUGAUCGCUGUUUACGGCGCUGAGAAGAACAAUGGGAAGUUCAUGGUGGAGGAAUACUGCACAGCUGAGCUGCCCCCACAGCCCCCCCGGAGAGGCCCACAUGCUGACAGGUUCGUGCUCCUGGCCUCUGGUCUGGGUUUGGGGGGUGGCAAUGCAGACUGCCUCCUGGCUCUGCAGCUGCUGGUGGACAUGGUGACGGGACAGCUGGGGGACGAGGGUGAGCAGAGUGGGGUGGCCCGAAUCUCCAGGGUGUUGCUGGCUGGGAAUCUGCUGAGUCAGAGCACACAGGGCAAGGACUCCGUCAACAAGGCUAAGUACCUGACCAAGAAGACGCAGGCCGGUAGUGUGGAGGCUAUCCGGAUGCUGGACGAGAUUCUAGUGCAGCUGGCGGCCUCUGUUCCAGUGGACCUCAUGCCUGGGGAGUUUGACCCCACUAACUACACCCUGCCCCAGCAGCCUCUACACCAGUGCAUGUUCCCACUGUCCUCCGCAUACCCCACCCUGCAGCUGGUCAGCAACCCAUUCCAGGCAGACAUUGACGGGCUCCGGUUCCUGGGGACGUCGGGACAGAAUGUGAGUGAUAUCUACAAGUACAGCGGGCAGGAGGACUACAUUGAGAUCCUGGAGAGCACCCUGAGACUGAGCCACUUGUCCCCCACUGCUCCAGACACUCUGGGCUGCUACCCAUUCUACCAGCGAGACCCGUUCAUUCUGGAGGAUUGUCCUCAUGUCUACUUCUGUGGCAACGCACCGGCCUUCCAGUCUAAGCGAGUCACGGGUGCUGACGGCCAAGAUGUCCUCCUUGUCGCUAUCCCAGAGUUCAGCUCGACGCAGACUGCCUGCCUGGUAAACCUGCGCAACCUCGAGUGCCAGCCAAUCAGCUUCUCAGCUUUCUCAGCCAAGGCGGAGGAAGAGAGCGAGAUGGAUGUCAGCCACUGAACGCAAGCUUAGCCGCUGAAGAGAGCAGCUCAGCCUGGGGAUAUAAGACCAAGGCCAUUGCCCAGUGACUGGUUAAUUGUAGAGAUUGCAUUGCCUUUUUUUUUUUUUUUUAAUUAUAUUUCUUCUGGAAUGAAAUAUGCAAACCAUUUUUUUUACCAUCAAGAAAAAACAAGGGUAUGGCAACCCCACUUCCUUUCCCUAAUUGCUAAGAAUAAAAUCCCAUAACGUGUGAAA
This is a messenger RNA of Polyodon spathula (Mississippi paddlefish), 2161 nucleotides long. Its product is annotated as DNA polymerase delta subunit 2-like. NCBI's taxonomy places the organism in Eukaryota, Metazoa, Chordata, Actinopteri, Acipenseriformes, Polyodontidae. The coding region runs from base 518 to 1927 and encodes 469 amino acids. Gene Ontology annotation, molecular function: DNA binding. Gene Ontology annotation, cellular component: delta DNA polymerase complex. Gene Ontology annotation, biological process: DNA replication; DNA strand elongation involved in DNA replication. The transcript is spliced from 11 exons. The record is from RefSeq and is a predicted model, not a curated record.